This is a messenger RNA of Spodoptera litura, 638 nucleotides long. Its product is annotated as dynein light chain Tctex-type 5-A. Gene Ontology annotation, cellular component: cytoplasmic dynein complex; cytoplasm. Gene Ontology annotation, molecular function: dynein intermediate chain binding. NCBI's taxonomy places the organism in Eukaryota, Metazoa, Arthropoda, Insecta, Lepidoptera, Noctuidae. The record is from RefSeq and is a predicted model, not a curated record. Gene Ontology annotation, biological process: microtubule-based movement.
AAAAUAUAGCUUUGUUUGAGUAUAGACGAUAUUACAUAGAAGUAUAUUUAAACUAGUAGGCUACGUUGGGCUACCGUUAAUAUUAAUUUGUGCAAAAAUGUCUCGUGACUAUAGAAAGCAGUCUCUGGGUGCAAACAGUAAUACAAUUGGCAGGCGUAUGAGUUUCAGGCCGUCCCUACGCAAUAAGCCAGUCCGUAUUUAUCAACCUACAUAUCGACUUGAUCCAAAAAAACGCUUUGAUGCCGAGAAGAUAGAAAAAAUACUAAAAAGGGUGGUGGACGGGGAACUAAUUGAGAUUGAGUACAGCGAGAAAGUAGUCCCAGAUUUGUGUAUGAACCUCGCUGAGAUGAUACGCAACGCCGUAAAAGAAGAAAACUAUGACAGGUACAGAAUCAUUGUGAGUGUGUGUAUCGGUCAAAAACGGCAGCAGAGUGUCCAAAUAUUUCAUACGUUCCUAUGGGACCACGAACGUGAUGCUUUUGCCUCGUACAAUUAUGAGAAUCCCCAUAUAUUUGCAAAUGUAGUUGUAUAUGGAGUGUAUCUAGAUUAAAAAUACCAAAUAAAUCGUAAAAAUUGUCUACAAAAUGUCUAUUUGUUACAAGUAAAAAUAUGUGUUGCCAUGUACCUCCUAUCAAAUG